Molecule: messenger RNA, 2093 nt
Organism: Eurytemora carolleeae
Lineage: Eukaryota; Metazoa; Arthropoda; Copepoda; Calanoida; Temoridae
Product: dynein regulatory complex subunit 3
Exons: 16
Coding region: 122-1381 (419 amino acids)
Molecular function (GO): protein binding
Source: RefSeq, a predicted model, not a curated record
AUUAACAAGACUUUUCCUCGACAACAACUUCAUUGAGGAAAUUUCAGGAUUGGAGGUUUUACCGCAUCUAGAAUGGUUGGAUCUUAGCUUUAACCGGAUUAAGAAAAUCGAAAACCUGGAGAUGCAGAAGAAUAUAAAGGUUCUAGCAAUCUUCAACAACUCUAUUGAACAAAUUGAAAAUCUUCAUCACAUGACUAAACUAGAGGUUCUGAGAUUAGGAAAUAACAAGAUAUCAGACAGGGAAUCUAUUCUCUACAUGAGAAAACUUCAAAACCUGAAAACCUUGAGCCUCAAAGGAAACCCUAUCACCAAUAUGAAGGAUUUUGAAGGAUUUGUUGCAGCUUUUCUCCCUGGUCUUGUUUAUUUUGAAUUCAAAAUGGUGAAUUCAAGAACAAGAAGAAUAUUCACAGAACUGUUCCAGGGAGAACUCUUCAAGGUCCAGGGGAAGGAGGAGAAUGAGGAGAGUAAAGCGAAACUACAGAAGGAAGAAAAAGAAUUGAAGGAGAGAGAGAAAAAAGCAUUUGUUGAUAAACUCAGAGGAAUAGAUCUGCUAAACAGUAUGUUUACUGAACACUUAACGGAAGAAGAAAAGGUUGGAGAGGUUCAGAAAGCUCUAGAAUGUCAGGAGAAGUUCAAGAAUGAUUUUCUGGUUAUUCUGAGUAAACUUUACAAUCUUGGGCUACAAGAACUAGAAGAAAGAGAGAUUGAAUGGAAGAGAAUAGAUGAGGGGAUUGAUCUAGCUAAACUAGAACUAGAGAAGGAUAGUUUACAAACUAUUCAAAUAUUUUCAGAGGUUAAGCAGGAUAUGCUGGAUAGGAUGAUAGAACUAGGAGACCAGUUACUGGAUCUGGAUCCAGAUUCUAUAUCAGAACUUCAGGUUCAAGAGGUAGAAACCUACAGAGAAGAGUAUAGAAUGAAGUGUAAAGAACUAAACAAGAAUCUUCUAAAGCAUGAAGUUAUUCUGAUAAAUAGUAUAGAGAGUAUGAUAGAGGCUUAUGAACAGAAGUUAGGAUCAAUGACUGCUAGAUUUCUAAACAGUUGUGGAGGAUUUUUACAAGAAGCAAGAGACCUAGAGACAUUAUAUUUUCAGUAUCUCCUGGAGCUGGUGGACACCUUUGGAGGAAUUAGGACGGAUACUUUACUCAGUCUAGUCGCUUUAUGUCAUGACGCUCAUCAGAAGGUACUGGAUAGACGGCAGGAGGGAUUACGGUUGGCAGUCAAUACUUGGAGAGAAGAUCAUUUUAGACACAUUAGAGAAACAGAAUUUAACAGGUCUAGGAGCCGAGUACUAGAGAUAUCCCAGUAUGUAGAUUGUGUAAGACAGGAACUAGAAGAUAUAGAAGUUUUACCUCAAGCAGAAUGCGUAGAAACAGAGGAGUAAACGAAUAAGGGACUGUCGACGUGUCUCCAAGUGACUGUUUAAUUCAAGAGUUUCAUGCCCGAUUCACAACUCUGCUCUUUAAACCUCUCUAGGAUCCAGGAAGCAAUGCUGAGAUAUCGUCUUUUUUAUUUCAUGAAAACAAAUAAUUUUGUUAAUUCAAUUUCUAGCUUCUAUUGCACUAAAAUCUUAAAAUCCAUAAAGAAAAUCAUAAUUUGAAACCAUCCAUUUUUAGAUAAAAGAGCAACAUAACCUUGAUAAACUUUGCUUAGAAAAAGAUUUGAAAGGUACCGUCGUAAAUCGGGUAUGCCCCCUUUAAAGGGACUUUAAGCGUAAUUUCAAUGAAAAUAGCAAUGCCCUAUUUACAACGGUACCCUUAACAGCUUGUUGUAAAAGAGAUGUCAAAGGAAAUAAAUUUAAAACAAUUUAUAAUUUUCUACUUUCCUUAUCUUUGCAACCAUGUGUAGACCUUUAAUAUCUCCAACUAUGAAUUCAAGUAAAUCAAAUGAUCAAUGUUAGAAAAUCAAAAAUCGAAAUUAGAGUGUGUGGCAAGAGUCCGCAGUUCCUUUUUAUUAAGUUUAAAACCAUUCAAUGUAUUGUUUCUCUGACGUUAAAGGUCAUUUUUAUAUAUCUCUACAUGUAAAAAAUACCAAAAUGUAAUUUAUAUUUCUUACUUUUACAGCUUUAACAUUAUAAAUAAACGCUAACAUGAAAA